UGCACAGGUCUAUAAAAGUUAUCUUUCAGAUAAGACAUGUUUUACAGUUCAACCUGAGCUUUAAAGCUUGUUUAGUUGAUUAGUCUCUGCAUGGUAGAGAGAACAGAAAGACAUUGACCUGAUUUCCAGUCUGAAACUACUAUGAAGGUGUAUUUCAGAGUCGGUGUUAUUGGAGCUUUUUUAUUUUUGAUGUACAUAUUUAUUUCCAUUACUGGAAAGCUUGGGGUGAAAAAGUUGGAUCCAAUAAGAAUCAUAGAUCAAGAGGAUAUCAGUAGAAAAUUGGACAGAAUUGAAGAAACCCUAAACAAGCUGGCAAAGUUCAUAGACAAACCCAGCCAAAAGAUCUCCAAUGAAGUCCUCCCUCCAAAUAAGAAAAAAGAAAAGCCAAAAAAUCCGGUGUCCAAGUUAUAUCCCAACUCCUUCCUGUUUACAAAGUGGGGCGAUGAUCUGUCAGAAGAGGAACAGAAGGAGGCUGAAGCUCUUUUUCAGAUUUAUGGAUACAAUGCCUUCCUUAGCAACCGCAUUCCUCUCGAUCGGAAACUUCCCGACAUGAGAGAUCCCAGAUGUCUGAAGAGGAAUUAUCCCAAAGAUCUUCCCAGCAUCAGCGUUGUGCUGAUCUAUGUAAACGAGGCUCUCUCUGUGAUUAAGAGGGCAGUAUGCAGCAUCAUUACCCACACACCAAAACACCUGUUGAAGGAGAUCAUUCUGGUGGACGAUCACAGUACCUACAGUAAGUUUGGCUUUGGUCUAACAAUCUAA
Cyprinodon tularosa is the source of this 759-nucleotide messenger RNA. Its product is annotated as probable polypeptide N-acetylgalactosaminyltransferase 8. The record is from RefSeq and is a predicted model, not a curated record. Gene Ontology annotation, cellular component: Golgi apparatus. Lineage: Eukaryota; Metazoa; Chordata; Actinopteri; Cyprinodontiformes; Cyprinodontidae. The transcript is spliced from 3 exons. Bases 142 to 759 code for a protein of 205 amino acids.